Messenger RNA from Clarias gariepinus (North African catfish), 1164 nucleotides. RefSeq names its product SLAM family member 7-like. The transcript is spliced from 5 exons. The record is from RefSeq and is a predicted model, not a curated record. NCBI's taxonomy places the organism in Eukaryota, Metazoa, Chordata, Actinopteri, Siluriformes, Clariidae. Bases 220 to 1098 code for a protein of 292 amino acids.
UCCAGUGGUAAAUUAUAAAGAUACACAAAUGAUUAAGGGGAGUUUCAUUUAAUUUAAACAGCUGUUCAAAAGAGAAGUCUGAUGGACCUGAGAGAGAGAGAGAGAGAGAGAGAGAGAGAGAGUUUAUGCAGGAGGUUUAUUCUGUUAUCAGUGAGUGAAUCAUUUGAACGAGUCUUUAAGUUUCACUUCACCAGUCACAUCACCGCUGACUAAAUAAAGAUGAGAUCAUACAGCAGCAUGAGGACACGCUUUCACCAUCACAGCCUGAGUCUCCUGUUCCUUUUACUAUCAGUGAUCUUCAGCUCUGCUGGUGAAUCUUCAGUUCAGGAUCUGAUCGGUGCUGUAGGAGACUCUGUUACAUUCCCCAUCAGUGUCCCUGUUACUGGUUAUAUAAAUUAUAAAGGCGACACAGUUGGACUGGUGUUUAAUAAACAGAGUGACACAGAGCUGAGUCAGAAGUUUGUGAAUCGUCUUCAGUGGGUCAGUCAGAGUGGGUUCUUCACUCUCUCAGACCUGAGAACAGAUGAUUCAGGACUUUACACAGUGCAGAGCACUAAAGAGCAGAAGGGAAAACAGGAUUAUCAGUUGGAGGUGUACGAGAGAGUUUCAGCUCCUCAGGUGAUGAACUCAGCCUUCAGUUCUUCGGAGUUCUGUUCAUUCCUGUGUUCUGUGAGGAACAUCAAAGGACUGAAGCUGUCUUUAUAUGAAGACGGUGUUUUAUUAAACCACACCAGCAGCAGCGACACAUCCGACAUCACACUGAAUCUUCAUCUAGAAAUAAAGAAGACGAACAAUCACACCUUCAGCUGUGUGGCUUCCAACCCAGUCAGUGACAAGACAACCUCAAUAAACAUCACACACUACUGCUCUCUGAACACAGGAGCUGUUGAUGUUGAUCCUCAUCGAACCCAUGUGUUCGUUCCUGUCAUAUGCACCGUGCUGUUAUUAGGGUCAAUGAUCAUGAUGUAUGUGUGGACAAAUGUGUGUUUGUGGAAAAGGAAACUACAUCAAUCCAGUCAGUGUACAGAAAGCAGGAAAGCACAUGAGGUUCUGUCUGUGAUGACAUCAGUGGUUUAUCACCAGGUGUGUGUGCCGUGACUGCAGCAGGCGGUGCCAGUCUGUGGGGUUGUGAGGCCCGAGGCGAGAUCAUGAAAACUGGGCCCA